AAUAGAAGCUCAACUUUAAAAAAUGCUAUGGGAUGUCUAACGGCUGAUUAAAACUACCCAGAAAUCACCAGCACAGAUCCCGAGCAUCAGUAACAUCAGUGAGUUGAGCCGUCUGUGCAGAGCCCAGGGGGCAGUGAUGACAUCAGAGGGCCUCUUAAACACUUUGGAAGAUUUGGGAGAUGAAGAGUUUAAUAAAUUCAAGUGGUUCCUGCAGCAGGAAGACGUCCUUCACGCCCGCCCAACCAUCAGAAAGAGUCGACUGCAGGCAACAAACAGGUGGGACACCGUGGACCUGAUGGUGCAGACCUACAGAUUUCCAGGCGCUGUCGAGGUGACCAGGGAGGUUUUAGAGAGGAUCCAGAGGAAUGACCUGCUGCAGAGUUUGUCUGACUGCAGCUCUGGAGCAGAAGUGGAUGUCAGUGAUGGUGUGGAGACUUCACAGAACAGAGGAUCUUCCUCUCAGACUUUGUCUCAUACUGUUGAUGUGAUGGUUCCAGUGCCAGAGCCACAUCCCAUCAUGUUUUACCAGCAGAUGCUUCAAUCAAACUUCCAGGACAAAUUUAUGUGUGCACAAGAAGGGUGGGCAGAAUAUAAACAACGCCUGGCUGAUAUCUACACAGAGCUGUACAUCACAGCUGGGUAUGACAUACAUAUCAACAUACAACAUGAGGUCCGACAGAUUGAGAUAGUAUGGAAACCAGCAGAACCAGAGAAACCUGUUCAGCCCAGAGAUAUAUUCAAACAUCCUUCUGGAGAGUACAGACCCAUUAAAACGGUGCUGACCAAUGGAAUCGCAGGAAUUGGAAAAACUUUCCUUGUUCACAAGUUUGUGUUGGACUGGGCCGAACAAAGAUCCAACCAAGAUGUGCAUCUGAUUUUCCCGUUCACCUUCCGUCAGCUGAAUCCACUGAAGGGAGAAAAGUUCAGUUUGGCAGAGCUCAUUCAUGAAUGUAUCCCAGAAACUGUAGGCAUCACAGAGGAAGCUCUUAAUUACAUAUUUACAGCUGUGGAGUCAUCAGGAAACACCAACUAUGACAAGAGCAAAUUCAAACUUCUGUUUGUGUUUGAUGGACUGGAUGAGAGUCGUCUUCAUCUCGACCUUCAUGCUGACGACAUUCGCUCUGCUGAUGUAACAAAGCCAACUAAAACAGAUGUCCUGCUGAGGAAACUCAUCAGUGGAAAACUGCUACGCCCUGCUCGCAUCUGGAUAACCACACGGCCUGCAGCAGCCAAUCAGAUUCCUCGAGAGUUUGUCAGCAGCACAACAGAAGUCAGAGGGUUCACUGACCCACAGAAAGAGGAGUACUUCAGGAAGAGAUUCAAAGGCAAGGAGCAAGCUGACAAACUCAUCUCCCACAUUAGGACAACAGGAAGCCUCCACAUCAUGUGCCACAUCCCAGUCUUCUGCUGGAUCACUGCUACAGUUCUGGAGGAUGCGCUGAAAACCAGAGAGAGUGAAGAGCUGCCCAAGACCCUCACUGAGAUGUACACAGAGUUCCUGGUGUUUCAUAUUGAUCGGACAAAAGAGAAGUAUGGCCCAGAGAAGAGCAUUCAGUACAUUAAGUCAUUAGCAAAACUGGCUUUUCAUCAGCUAGAAAAGGGCAACCUGAUCUUCUACGAGAAAGAUCUGAGUGAGAGCAACAUUGAUUUCAAUGAAGCCUCAGUGUGCUCAGGAGUGUUCACAGAGAUCUUCAAAGAAGAGCGAGGAAGGAAAGGAAAGGACAAGAUGUUCAGCUUUGUCCACCUGAGUGUUCAGGAGUUUCUGGCUGCUCUUUUUGUGAGGAUGUCAUUUAUUAACAGCAACAAAAAUGUGAGGCUGAUGGCACAACCGUCACUGAAAAGCCUUCGACUGUUUUUCAGCAAAACACCUUUAAAGAAAAUCCACAAGAUCUCAAUUAACAAGGCCUUACAGAGUCCAAAUGGGCACCUGGACUUGUUCCUUCGCUUCCUCCUGGGUCUUUCAGUGCAGACCAACCAGGACAAACUGCAGGACCUGCUGAUAAAAACAGACAGCAGCCCAGAGACCAAUCAGGAAACAGUUCAGUACAUAAAGAAGAAGCUCAGUGAGAAUCUGUCUCCAGAGAGAAGCAUCAAUCUGUUCCACUGUCUGAAUGAGCUGAAUGAUCAUUCUCUAGUGGAGGAGAUCCAACAGUACCUGAGAUCAGGAAGUCUCUGCACUGAUGAACUUUCUCCUGCUCAGUGGUCAGCACUAGUUUUCAUCCUACUGUCAUCCAAAGAAGAUCUGAACGUUUUUGAAUUGCAAAAAUACUCUUCUUCAGAGGAAGCACUUCUAAGACUGCUACCAGUGGUCAAAGCUUGCAACAAAGCUCUACUGGGUGGCUGCAAUCUGUCAGAGGAAAGCUGUGAAGUACUGUCCUCAGUUCUCAGCUCCAAGUCCACCACUUUGAGAGAGCUUGACAUGAGUAACAACAACCUGCAGGAUUCAGGGGUGACAUUGCUGGCUGCAGGAUUGGAGAAUCCACACUGCAAACUGGAGAUCCUCAGACUGAGUGGCUGCAAUCUGACAGAGGGAAGCUGUAAAGUACUGUCCUCAGUUCUCAGCUUCAUGUCCUCCGCUUUGAGAGAGCUAGACAUGAGUAACAACGACCUGCAGGAUUCAGGGGUGACGGUGCUGGCUGCAGGACUGGAGAAUCCACACUGCAAACUGGAGAUUCUCAGCCUGUCAGGCUGCAUGAUCACAGAGGAAGGCUGUACCUCUCUGGCCUCAUCUCUGAGGUCCCACUCCUCACACCUGAGAGAACUGGACCUGAGCUACAAUCAUCCUGGAGACUCAGGAGUGAAGCUGUUGUCUGCUAUACAGGAGGAUCAUAGCUACAGACUGGACACGCUCAGGCUGGAACACUGUGGAGAGCAGAGACUGAAACCUGGACUGAAGAAGUAUUUCUGUGAGCUCACACUGGACACAAACACAGUGAACAGGAAGGUCGUACUGUAUUACAACAUAGCAAUGCAAGGGGUGAGGCUGAAGCAACCGUAUCCUGAUCAUCCAGAGAGGUUUGACUGCUGUCAGCUGCUGUGUACAAACAGUCUGACCGGUCGCUGUUACUGGGAGGUGGAGUGGAGAGGAGGGGUUUAUGUAGCAGUGAGUUACAGAGGAAUCAAAAGGAGAGGAAACGGUGCUGAAUGCUGGUUUGGAUGGAAUAAUCAGUCGUGGAGUAUUUUCUGCUCUGAUGUUGAUGGGUACUCUCUCUGGCACGACAGGAGACGAACAGUCCUCUCCUCAGUGCCCUUCUCCCCCAUCUUUAACAGAAUCGGAGUAUACUUGGACUGGCCUGCAGGCACUCUGUCCUUCUACAGACUCACCUCUGACUCACUGAUCCACAUCCACACCUUCAACACCACGUUCACUGAACCUCUUUAUCCUGGAUUUGGGUUCUGGUUUGUGGGCUCCACAAUGUUUCUGUGUUAACUGUGGGAUAAAAUCCUCAGUGUGGGGAUGUUUGGCCUGCGGUUCUGUGUGCCAGAAUAUGAAUUGAAAUACAUUUCUUCUCAUAAAUGCAAGGGCCACUGUACACUGUAAAAUUGUUUGUCAUUGUACAGAUAUAACUGUUUUUGUUUUUUCAUUAAAUAAUAUAGUUGAUUAUCUGAA
Archocentrus centrarchus (flier cichlid) is the source of this 3610-nucleotide messenger RNA. RefSeq names its product NACHT, LRR and PYD domains-containing protein 3-like. Gene Ontology annotation, molecular function: protein binding. The transcript is spliced from 9 exons. NCBI's taxonomy places the organism in Eukaryota, Metazoa, Chordata, Actinopteri, Cichliformes, Cichlidae. Bases 137 to 3430 code for a protein of 1097 amino acids. The record is from RefSeq and is a predicted model, not a curated record.